AUGGAGUAUUGGAUUGUAGUCUUGGUUGUGCUCUAUGCAAGUGUGGCAGUAGAUGGUAGCAAGAUGACACUUGCUGAACCUGCUCCUGAGCCAUGCAAGCCUACAAAUGAGGAGGAUAUUGCGAGUUCAGAUCCUCUUGUCAAUCACAUGUUUGAAGCAUACAAGGUGCGUUUAAGUAUAUCUUAUAGUAUAUAGCUUCUCGUGCAAUCGACAGUGCCGCAGCCAGGGGAAGAUCAAAAAGAAAUUUGGUAAAUUCUUUCUGCCCCAUUUUCCAACUGGCUAAUGCCUAGCAGGAAUAUUACCGUAUAACAUCUUCUUCACUUUGUUAUUGUGUUUUUUUUCCCAUCCCGUUUAGAGACAAGCCCAAAGUGAAAGCCCGCCAGCGGAACAUGCCACAACGUUAGCAGAAGUCAAUGCACAUGAAAUGCUUGGACGACUUUUUUUCUUUCUCGACAAACAUUUAAGAGAAACUGGAGGAAACCCACCAUCUGAUUCAACUACAAGAUGGUUCUUUCAUCUUGUACAAGCCGACGAGAAUCGAUGGGCAGCUGAACGAAAGUGGCCAUAUCGUUGUUACAACGUUGAAACUGUGCGGGCACUUGAUCAUUUCUUGGUUGAUGCGAUGAAGUCGAUUAGUCAAAAUGCGAUCCAAGAUAAGCUGGAAUCAGCCAUGCUUGCAUACAGCAUUUUUAUGAGCUUACCUCAAUUUACAAUGUACGUGCAAAACCUUGAAAAAUCGCCACUCCAUCAACUUUGCCCUUUGGUUCAUUCGAGUGAGAAUUUUGAAACAGAUGUGGCUUGGAUGACAAUGAUCAUGGAAGGUAUGUUCCCGAUAGCGGAUACAGCUUGCCAACCACCAUACGAAAACCAGGUAUUCUGCAACCUGCCAGCUACUGUACAUGACCUUGAUACCAUGGUAGACGACUAUAAACGCGCAGGUUCAUCGGAAGAAAUGAAACUGUUUGCUUCCUUCUGGUUCCUAGCACCCGGCCUCUCAAAUAUCUGCGAUGACGCGUUUCGCUUGGAAUUUUCGGCAAACGUUUUAAAACCCCAUGCAAUAUCGGCUGUAGCUCGGUUGGAUGAGAUCACUAAGCUGUCUUCCACACGUGGAAAUGACCUGGAGAUGAUGCGGACAUUUAUCUACGACUAU
This is a messenger RNA of Paramuricea clavata, 1150 nucleotides long. Lineage: Eukaryota; Metazoa; Cnidaria; Anthozoa; Malacalcyonacea; Plexauridae. The record is from the annotation of a GenBank genome assembly.